Molecule: messenger RNA, 1788 nt
Organism: Amorphotheca resinae ATCC 22711
Lineage: Eukaryota; Fungi; Ascomycota; Leotiomycetes; Helotiales; Amorphothecaceae
Exons: 4
Coding region: 1-1788 (595 amino acids)
Biological process (GO): 'de novo' IMP biosynthetic process
Cellular component (GO): cytosol
Molecular function (GO): IMP cyclohydrolase activity; phosphoribosylaminoimidazolecarboxamide formyltransferase activity
Source: RefSeq, a predicted model, not a curated record
AUGUCUACCGGCCGCAAAACAGCAAUCAUCUCCGUCUAUGACAAGACGGGCUUGCUCGACCUUGCCAAAGGUCUAAUCAAGCACAAUGUCCGCCUCUUGGCUUCGGGAGGCACUGCCAAAAUGAUCCGGGAAUCAGGCUUUGAGGUUGAGGAUAUCUCUGCCAUUACCCAUGCGCCAGAGAUGCUAGCUGGCAGAGUAAAGACCCUCCAUCCCGCUGUUCAUGCCGGCAUCCUUGCUCGCAACCUUGCCUCCGAUGAGAAAGACCUCGCCGAACAGAACAUCAACAAAGUUGACUACAUCAUCUGCAACCUGUACCCUUUCAAGGACACCGUUGCUAAGGUUAAUGUCACGAUUCCCGAGGCUGUGGAGGAGAUUGACAUCGGCGGGGUCACUUUGAUCCGCGCUGCGGCCAAGAACCACGUCCGUGUUACAAUUUUGAGUGAUCCCGCGGACUAUCCUGAGUUCCUCCAAGAGCUUGAGAAAGGAGAGGUCUCGGAGCGCAGCAGAAAAAUGUAUGCUUUGAAAGCUUUCGAGCAUACUGCGGAUUAUGAUGCGUCCAUUUCCGACUUUUUCCGCAAGCAAUAUGCUGGGGAUGGAGUACAGCACCUGGCCCUUCGUUACGGUGCAAACCCCCACCAAAAGCCCGCCGCGGCAUACACAAAGAUGGGAAAUGUUCCCUUCAAGGUCUUAUGCGGAUCUCCUGGAUACAUUAAUCUCCUGGACGCUCUCAAUGCCUGGCCGUUGGUGAAGGAAUUGAAGGCUGCAUUGGGACACCCAGCUGCUGCAAGCUUCAAGCACGUCUCCCCCGCAGGCGCCGCUAUCGGAGUCCCCCUUACCGCUGAUGAGCGCAAGGUCUACAUGGUGGACGACAUUGAGGACCUUGAAAAAUCUCCUCUCGCCCAGGCAUACGCACGUGCUCGAGGUGCGGAUCGCAUGAGCAGCUUUGGUGACAUGAUCGCCUUGAGUGACGUCGUAGACGUUCCCACUGCAAAGAUUAUUUCCAAAGAAGUUUCUGACGGUGUCAUUGCUCCCGGAUACGAGGAUGCAGCUCUUGAGAUUCUGAAGAAGAAGAAGGGCGGUAAGUACUUGGUCUUGCAGAUGGACCCUGAAUACGAGCCUUCACCCCAGGAGUCCCGAACAGUCUACGGUAUCACCAUGACCCAGCACCGUAACGAUGUUCAAAUCUCCCCCAAAUCAUUCACUUCCAUCAUCACGCCCAAGGAGUCCGGACCUUUGCCAGAGUCUGCUCUCCGAGACUUGACCGUUGCAACCAUUGCUCUCAAAUACACACAAAGCAACUCUGUUUGCUAUGCUCUCAACGGACAGGUCAUCGGAUUGGGAGCCGGUCAACAGUCCCGUAUCCAUUGCACACGUCUUGCCGGUGACAAGGCUGACAACUGGUGGUUGCGAUUCAACCCACGAGUCCUCGGCCUCAAAUGGAAGAAGGGUACGAAGCGUGCCGACAAGAGCAACGCAAUUGACCUGCUUGUGAGUGGACAAUUACCAAAGGCUGGUCCGGAGCGAGAGGGCUUUGAGAGUUUCUUCGACGAGGUUCCAGCAGCGUUCUCGGAGCAGGAGAAGGAAGAGUGGCUUAGCAAGCUGAAGGAAGUUGCUGUUUCAAGUGAUGCAUUCUUCCCCUUCACCGACAACGUCUACAGAUCUGCGCGCUCAGGUGCGAAAUAUAUUGCUGCCCCAACGGGUAGCCAGAAUGACUCGGCAGUGUUUGAGACGGCCGAGAAGCUCGGUAUCACCUUUGUUGAGCAGGCCAUUCGCCUUUUCCACCACUAA